Colius striatus (speckled mousebird) is the source of this 3465-nucleotide messenger RNA. RefSeq names its product thymine DNA glycosylase (gene TDG). NCBI's taxonomy places the organism in Eukaryota, Metazoa, Chordata, Aves, Coliiformes, Coliidae. Gene Ontology annotation, biological process: base-excision repair, AP site formation. Bases 248 to 1393 code for a protein of 381 amino acids. The transcript is spliced from 10 exons. Gene Ontology annotation, cellular component: nucleus. The record is from RefSeq and is a predicted model, not a curated record. Gene Ontology annotation, molecular function: mismatch base pair DNA N-glycosylase activity.
GUAGAAUCUAUGGACAAGGAAGCAGCUGCAUAGGUAGAAGAGAGUGACAGUACAAAGCAGAAGUUUGUUGGGGUGUGAGGGCUGUGUGCGACUAACAAAUCUGUGGAGCAAAAGAGCUGUAUAGGGAAAAAUGUGUUUGUGCCCGGAAGGAGAUUGAACCUGCGUGUGUGUGUGUGAACACAUCCAUGUAGAAUACUACGCAUAUCUUCAGCAAGCUCAAGCAUUUUACACGUUCCCAUUCCAUCAGAUGAUGACUGCAGUGCCUAACACGGAAAUCAUGACUGAGCAGCCGACUCUAGAGGGCAUCCCAGAGCCAAACAUUGCCCAGGAGCCUCCAAAAGAAGUUAAAAAAGGAGGAAGGAAAAGAAAAGCCAAAGCAACUGAGCCAAAGCAACCCAAAAAGCCUGCCGCUAAAAAAGAAAAAUCAGCCAAGUCAAAAGGCAAACAAGAAAAGAUCACAGAUACUUUUAAAGUCAAAAGAAAAGUGGAUCGUUUUAAUGGUGUCUCUGAAGCUGAGCUUCUGACCAAGACUUUACCUGAUAUUUUGACCUUUGAUCUGGACAUUGUAAUAAUUGGCAUAAACCCCGGCUUGAUGGCAGCUUACAAAGGACAUCACUACCCUGGACCUGGAAACCAUUUUUGGAAGUGUCUGUUCAUGUCUGGUCUAAGCAAUGAACAGCUGAACCAUAUGGAUGACCACACCUUGCCCCACAAAUACGGAAUUGGAUUUACAAACAUGGUUGAAAGGACCACACCUGGCAGCAAAGACCUCUCCAGCAAAGAGUUUCGGGAAGGAGGGCGAAUUCUGAUGCAGAAGUUACAAAAGUAUAAACCUCGUAUAGCAGCUUUCAAUGGAAAAUGUAUUUAUGAAAUUUUUAGUAAAGAAGUUUUUGGGAUAAAAGUCAAGAACUUGGAAUUUGGACUGCAGCCACACAAAGUGCCAGAUACAGAAACUCUCUGCUACGUUAUGCCAUCAUCCAGUGCAAGAUGUGCUCAGUUUCCUCGUGCGCAAGAUAAGGUUCAUUAUUACAUAAAGCUGAAAGACUUACGGGACCAGCUGAAAGGCAUCGCGCCAAACACGGAGGUGCAGGAGGUGCAGUACACGUUUGACCUGCAGCUUGCACAAGAGGAUGCUAAAAAGAUGGCUGUCAAGGAAGAGAAGUAUGACCCGGGUUAUGAAGCGGCGUACGGCGGAGCCUACUGCGAGCGCGCGCCCUACGAGAGUGAGCAGUGCCACUUCUCCAACGGAACCGCAAGCAAUCCACAGUACUGCGAGGGCACAUCCUCCUUUGGGGACGUUCCCAAUGGACAGUGGAUGACGCAGUCGUUUGCAGACCAGAUCCCCGAGUUCAGCGCGGGACUGACGCAGGAGGGAGCGGGAGGCAGCGCCUGAGAUGCAGUUGGUGGCUGCUGCUACUGCUGCUGCUCGGCUGUGCAGACAUGCUGCAGUUUUAAUGCAGUGCUCAAGAGUGGUACCUCGGUUGUCCCAACUGAAGUAUUUUAAUAGUAUUUUAUCUCCCCUAGUUAUUUUAUUCUAGUCCAAAGUUAAGUAAGUGUGUGGUAGGCUCAAAUCAAUGAACUUUAGAUCAUUUUUAAGGAACUGUCCAAACUGUUUGUUUUUUUUUUAAAAAAAAAAAGUUAGAGCCCUUUUUUGUAUAUUGAGUUUUAUAUUUAACGUAUCCCAUUGCUGGCAGCUUUUGACAAAUUGCUUUCUCAUGUGUGAACAUAUUUUUCGGGGCGUUAAUUUUAUUCCAUCCAUCAUAAUGUAGUAGUAACAGCAGCAGCAGCAGUAUACUUUUUACUGAUGCCUCAGUAUUUGGAGAUCUCAUCAUCCUUUUAUAUCCAGAGAGGAAAAGGGGAGAUGUAUCCUUACUUUACAAAGUGGUGUUUUUAAUCCUGCACAGUUAAGCCAACUGUGCUUUUUAAGUCUUUUAGCUUCUUAAAAAGAGCAGGAAGUUGUGUUCUGCAGCUGUGAGUACUUUCUGAGUAGGAAGAGGGCGCUCUGUCCGGUUAGUGAUGGUUAAGGAAGUAGACAUGUCAUCUCAAGUCACAACUCUGGGGAGGAAAUUCAGUGUUGCAGAGAACAGGGCCUAAAUAUUCUUGCUGAAGAAUAUUCAGCAAGGUAAGGUGUCACUACCACUCCAUCUCUUCCCCCCUUAAAUUCUAAUGUAAAUAACUCAACCAACCACCAGAGGUGGUUCUUCAAUUCUGUGGCAUUUAUGCUAUCAGUCAUUUCUGUGUGAUUAGUCUCUUCACCUAGCCUUGAGCAGGAGACAACCCCUUUGAACAGUUUGCAUUGCAGGGAGAUGAAAGACCACACUCCCUGUAAAAACCUCGUACAGGUACAUUGUUCACAUGAGGUAUAGUUCACACAGGGUGAAAGGGAUUUAGCAACUUUUAACACUCAUUUCUCUUCAGUCUGUAAGACCCUAGAGGGUGCUCUCCUCAUUCCUUUUCCUAUACUAAGUUAAAGGUAAAGGCAGCCAUUCCAUGAAUAAGAAGUCAGCCAUAGAGGCUCCAGCUUUCUUCCGAGGAAUUUGCUUAAAAGGACGCACAUUUUGGGCCAAUAGUGGUGACUUGAGAAAGAAAUGAGAUUCCAUGCUUGUGCCUAACCUUGAUCUUUUUUCCCUCUUUUAUCACGUGAGGAAGAGAUGAAGUAAAAGCAAUAAGCUGAUAAGAACAUUAAAGUUUUAAUGAUCAUUAUGACAGUAGGUGCUUCACAUACUUGAAAAACAGAUACGAGCAGUAUCUCCACGGUGCAUGCUGGUCCGAGAUGCCUGUACUGCUGUGUUUUACCCUCUCCUCACAGCCAGUGACAGUUGUCACGCGUUGAGUGUAACUAGUUACUGUAGAUUCCAAUCCUGCUGGAGCAGCUCUCGCUGGUAUCACACACACUGGCAACCUGUUGUGAGGCAGGCAUGAUGUUUACAGUUUUCUUCCCAAAUUAUGUGGCUUAAUUCUGGGCAUCUUAAAUGAAGAAAGUGUGCAUUUUGAUUCUGAUUGUGUCUGUUAGCUUCAGCAUAAAGCUGUUCCAUAUAUUGUCCAAAAGGUAGAAGAGUUGUCUUGUCUGUUAUUUAAAGUGUACUGUAUCACGUAUUGCUGUUUACACAGACCUUUUCCUGCAGGUGCUCAAAGUAUCUUGCAUCAGGGAUUUGUUACAAUUCAGUUUUAUUUUUCAAUGAAAUUAGAAGCAUGUAAUUAGCACUGCUGAGUAUGUAGCACAGUAGGAUGUAACUACUGUAAAGCUAUCCUGUUUGAUGGGAAGAGAAAGGGCUGUUCUGUAACAGUUUACCGACUAAGUUCUCUAGGAAUAAAAUACAAUGAAAUGUACAAUGACCACCCCACUAAAUAGUGCAGCUGUGUACUCCCUCAGAACUGGUGCUCUUUUCAUUACAGUCAUACAAACAUUCUUAAUCUGUCUUCAAUGGAUCAGUGUUCCACAAUAAAAUCAGGAACUGUACUGAA